CGCCGAUCGCCUACUGUCUCCAAUCAUUUUUGUAUUCGCGACUUUUGUGCCUUGUUUAGCUGGAAUGGUUGCUUACGAAGCGGCUCAGAUGUCCCAUGUCAUGCCUUACUUGAAGAGCUGGCAAAGCAAACUGGUGCCACCAUUUCUUCUAGUACUCCAUUUAACAAGAAUAAUUGUACUCUCACUUAAGGGGCAAAAUUUCAUCGAUGAAUCGAACAACUUAUCAAGUAUUUUCUCUUCUUGCGAAGAUAACAGUUUCUCUGAAGAAGCGAAAUUUCAGAUUGAAGAGCUUCUCUUGAAAGAGAAGUAUUUUCCUGUGACUCUAACUGCAUACGAAUUCAUGUCUCUGUCCAAAGCUUUUCUCGCAACAGUUAUUGGCACCUUGCUUACAUACCUCAUCAUUCUUAUUCAGCUAACACCGGAUCCUUGCGAGUAGCAGGAAGUCUGAAAAGCAUAAAUUAAAGGACUUUUUAAACUGAACUAUUUUCAGUUAGCACAUAUUUCAUGCCAAUGGAGUUCAUGCCAAUGAUAUCAGUACGACAGUACUCUUUUGUACUGUCGUACUGAUAUCAUUUUUCACUAUCAGUGAGAUUUCUUAAACCAAUUCUAGUUUUCAUUAAGUAUGCUAAUAUUCAUUUGAUCCUGUAAGAUAGUGAUCUCAAACUUAAAUUGCAUGCAGCCGAAGGCACAAUCUGUAAAUACUAUUAACAAAGCCAAAAGCAUUUUAUGUAAGUUUUAAAUUUCACUCACUAAAUAUUUAUCAAGACUUUUAUAAGCGAUAAUAAUAAUACCGAAAAGGUAAAAAUAUCAUAUUUGUAAUUAUUUUCUACCUGAAAUCUAAAGAUUGGUAUGAGUGAAAGAUUUCUGUUGGUUAAACAUCGUAAUUCAAGUACGGGGGUCAUAAAAAACUUCCCCGAUUAUAAGAAUAACUAGCGGCCUAUCCGCUCAACCAACCGAAAUGAAGUUUCUGGUAUUGUUAUUUGCGGGGAUGUAAUGAUUUAAAAGAAUAGAGCUGUCAUAGUUACAGUUACAGUGAAAACAUUUUGAAAUUUUCGAAUAAGAACAUUCAAUUUUUUCCCGCGUAGACUGAAAAACCAUAUAUGGAACUAUGACAUCCUCAGUAUAUAACCAUUUAUGGAACCAUAUAUGAACACGUAUGGCGAAAAUCGCUAGCGUACCUCUAUAAUAGCGUACCUCUAGUAACAUUUGCAAAGAAGAGCAUUGUAAAGGACCAAUGACAACAAAAAGAGAAAGCGCAUUGACGCACCUUGCAUAAUUCACAGAGAUAGACAGUAAAAGAACUACAUCGCUGAACACUACGCGCAAAAUAUUAAUUGUGGGAAACAUUUAAUAAGCCCUGUGGGAAAAUUCUUUCUUUAGUUAGGUGUUCGGGCAUGCUAACAACUUACAGGGAAAUAAGGAGUUAAAUUGACAUAUCUGUUUUAUCUUAACCCGGAAAAUGUUGUCGAAGCAGUAUGAGUUCAUCAGUGAAAUCAGAAGCUAAGACGAUAUAAAAACUUACGUACUAGUAAAAAAAUUUGAAGAACCUGGAUGCACAUGUGACAGACCGUGAUCCGAACGAUUAUGUGGUCCUGUUGAAGUUGUUGCGGAAAUGCAUAAUAUGAUUACUGCACGUCCAUUGCCAUACUACAAGAAGUAUUACCCGCGAUUUGGAUGUAUGGAAAAACCACACGCUUCAAACUUCUAUUGUCUGUUUUGCAGAUAUUUCCUUAUCGAUUGAUGUUGCAACCCUCACAUGUUGCAACUUGGAGACCAGCAACAACGUGUCGACUUUGCGAAUUUUGUUCUCAUCACAUAUGGCUAAGAAAACAGGUGGCCGCUGUGAAUACUACGCAUUUCUCUUUAACUGGGAACGUAAACUCCAAAAAUCAUGUUCCCUGAGCUGACGAAAAUCCUCAUGAUGUGGUACCAGCGCCUUUACACGAAGCUGAAGUGAUUGUAUCGUGCUGCAUGGAAAGAACAUUCGUUCUUAGUCCUUACUUCUUCGAAAAGGUCACUUUCACAGGUAUGAAAAGGAGGUCCAUCACAAGUUCUCGGUAUACAACUAUGUUCCAGAAUUACAGCAGCGAAAUGUCGUUAAUGACAGUGUUUGGAUGUCAGAUGAUGCUUUUCCACACGUCGUCAUAUGUUUCCGGUAAGUUCUGCAGCAACACUUUGGAGAUAGAGUCAUCUUCCGUAACUUUGCAGUUUCAUGGCUACCGCAAACCCCAACCUCAUUCCGAUGGAUUUCUAGUACUGGUUUAUAAGAAAUCUGAGGUAUACUCAUCAAAUCUACUAAACUUGUCAGAACUGAAUGAUGCCAUAAAACUUAAACUUAUACGAUGUCACGUUUGCCAUUGUUGUCAACAAUCUCCUGCACGCAAUGUGUUAUCAUCUGCAAAUGUGGGUUUGUUGAAAUCUUGUAAUUCCGAUAAAUUUUCCCCCCCUCUUGUCUAUUUUAUUAUCCUUUACAAUGCUCUUCUUUGCAAAUGUUUUGCGGUGGCAAUUUUUCAUACGUGUUUCGUUUCAACCUCGUUUAUGGUUUUUAAAUGCGCUGAUGAGUUUAAGCAGGAAAACAGUUGUGUUGUCAUUCGAAAAUUUAGAAAUGUUUUCAUUGUCUCCGUACCAGAGAGAUCACUACUGUUUUAAAUCAUCGCAAUCUCGAGCGCUUACCUUCAAAUAAUAAUAUCUGAAAUUUUAUUUCGAUUCUUUGAGCAGAUAUGCCGCUACGGGGUUUAUAGGUAGGGAAAGAUUUUUAUGAUCAUCCUGUAUAUCGAAAGCUAAAUAUCAAAUUAAAAUAGACUAACAUUUCUAUCAAAUAAGUCUAACUUUUUUAGUUCAUCUUUAAAUAACUUACUUUAAUUUAAACUAAAAAUGAAGACAUUAAGAAAAAUGUUUAAAUUUUCGGAAAACAUUUAUCCAUUGUAGGUAAACUUGAGAAUAAAUAACAAUAAUCCAGUCUCUUAUUUUUUUUUUUUUUCCAAUGGCAGGCUCUUAGAUGUUUAAAGGUGCUGGCCGCUACUGUGGUUGGAAGCGGUGUUCUCUUUAUUAUGGAGGCACAUAGCAGGUAGGUCACCGUUGCCUCCGAUGCAAGGACGAACAAAUUACAUGCAUGCCUUCUACGGGAUUCGAACCCAGGCCCUUCGGAAGGGCAGUUAGAGUCAUUAACCACUUUUCUGCCUAGGCGGAAUCUCUUUCUUAUAUUUACUAAACUUUUAUUCGGCUCAGAAAUAAAGAUACAAAUGCUUGUAUGUAAAUAAUUAUAAACCUCUUUAUUUCUUACUAUAGCUUAACACUAAAUUGCGUUUCAGUUCUAAUAAAGACCUUGGAGAGGAGUAACAAGAAAUUUUCUUCAACACGAGUUGUGUACGCCCAUCGGUGCAUCGGGUUCUCUUCUUAUAAAUUUUCAACAGCGAAAAAAACCUGUUCACGUAUAAAUGCAUUCCCAAACAAAGAGAUCAUUCUUAGUUCCAAAAUUCGUAACUGAGCUUAUUUAUUUUUCGACAAGUAUGAAUAAAAGUUUAAUAAAAUCUGUGCCUUCAAAUCUUUGAAUGAGAUUUAUAUCACAUUGUAAAUUAAUUAGCUCUAUUUAUAGAUUUUCUGGUGCAUUGUUCAUGUUUGUUUUUGAUGGAAAUGAAAAUGAUAUAAACUCGGAAUUCAAAGAACUAAAAUCUUAAAAUCUUUGCAACGCCGUAUUUGCAGCUAAUACAUAACUGCAAUGUCUUCGCGAGCCAUAUAAAGUUUCUUCGGCCACGUACGGACAUUGGCUGCCAGUUUGAGACUACUGGUUUAAGACAUGAAACUUAUGGAAUCGUGUAGAUUUCUCUUACCAUGUUAUGUAAAGCUUGAAGUUUGCAAACCAGUUAAAAUUUCUUUGUUUGGAUCCUGCUGUAUCUAUUAGAAUGUGAUCAUGCAUGACACAGUUUUCAGAAAUUUGUACACUAUUUCACUCUUUCUAAAUAAAUCGCUUCAAUGCAAUGAUUAAUUAAUAUUCCAGUUGACCACACUAUGUUUCAUUAUACUUGUGUUAUGAAUUUACAAAUAAUUCUUCUAGAUUUAGAUGAAGUUUGAAA
Molecule: messenger RNA, 4073 nt
Organism: Stegodyphus dumicola
Lineage: Eukaryota; Metazoa; Arthropoda; Arachnida; Araneae; Eresidae
Biological process (GO): sensory perception of taste
Cellular component (GO): membrane
Source: RefSeq, a predicted model, not a curated record